CCACAUUAAAAGUUGAAGUGUCAUUCGUUUUGGCAUUGGCCUUGUCCAAAUCUCCCUCUUCGAAACUCGGGUGAGCUGAAUGUGAAACCAGGGGCAACUGUAGGAGGAGCUCAGAAGCCGAACUCCAUGGCUCAGAUUCUUCAGAAGCUCGUGGAAGUCGGAUCCAAGCUCGGCUUUCUUCCCAGCACUAAAGAUUCCAUCGUGAAGCUCUUAAAGCAAGGUUCAGCAUGUCUCUCUGAUUUGGAUCAGUCACCACCUAAAGCUGUUUUGGAGGCUAUGCAGCCUUUUCAAAAUGCUAUUGUACAACCUGAACUUCUAAAACAUCAAGACAGGGAGAUUAAACUUCUUGUUUCUACCUGUAUAUGCGAAAUAAUGAGAAUUACAGCACCCGAGGCUCCUUACAGUGAUGAUAUUCUGAAGGACAUCUUUGAUUUGAUUGUUAGAUCUUUCAAAGAACUAAACAAAACAAAUAGCCCAUAUUUUGGUAGAAAAGUCGUUAUUUUAGAGACCCUGGCAAGAUAUAGAUCAUGUGUUGUUAUGCUGGAUCUCGAAUGUGAUGAUCUUGUGAAUGAGAUGUUCAGUACUUUUUUCAAAGAAGCCAGAGAGGAGCAUCCAGAAAGUGUUCUAAAAUCAAUGAAAACAAUCAUGACCGUACUCCUAGAAGAAAGCGAGGAUAUACGGGAUGAUCUUUUAGCUAUUAUUUUAUCCUCUCUAGGACGUAGUAAACAGGGUGUAAAAAAGGCUGGGAGGAGGCUUGCUAAGGAUUUGAUAGAACAAUGUGCCGGAAAACUUGAGCCUGGCAUCAAACAGUUUCUUAUAUCUUCAAUGUCUGGAGAAAGUAGGCCACAUGAUUUUAUAGACUACCAUGAUGUCAUUUAUGAUGUUUACUGCUGUGCCCCUCAAAUUUUAUCAGGAGUUGUUCCUUACCUCACAGGGGAGCUUUUGACUGAUCAGCCCGAUGUACGACUAAAAGUUGUUAGCUUACUUGGGGAUAUCUUUGCUAUGCCCAAAUGCGUAAUCAAUGAUGCUUUUCGUUCAAUAUUUUUGGAGUUCUUAAAGAGGUUGACGGAUAUAACAGUUGAAGUUCGGAUGGCUGUCCUUGAAAGUGUUAAAGGCUGUUUGCUCUGCAAUCCAUUUAGAGAUGAAGCUCCACAGAUUAUUUCUGCCUUAUGUGAGAGACUGCUUGAUUAUGAUGAAAAUGUACGUAAGCAAGUUGUUGCUGUUCUAUGUGAUGUAGCAUGUUGCGCCUUAUCCUCCUUAGAUGUUGAGAAAAUCAAGCUUGUUGCUGAGAGACUUCGAGACAAAUCUUUCCUUGUAAAAAGAUAUACAAUGGAGAGACUAUCUGAGGUCUACAGAAAAUAUUGUUUGAGCUGUUCUAGUGGCUUGCAUAAAAGUUAUGAAUAUGAUUGGAUCCCUGGGAAGAUCUUGAGGUGUUUCUAUGACAAGGACUUCAGAUCAGAUGCUGUUGAACCUGUUCUGUGCCUGUCCUUGUUCCCUAAUGAAUUUUCUGUUAAAGAUAUUGUUAAAACUUGGCUCAGGGUUUUCUCAGGUUUUGACAAAGUUGAAGUCAAGGCUCUUGAAAAGAUGUUGGAACAAAAGCAAAGGUUACAACAAGAGAUGAGAAAGUAUCUUUCACUAAGGCAGAUGUCACAGGAUGGUGAUCCUGCUGAGCUCCAAAAGAAAGUAAUGGUAUGCUUCCACAUUAUGUCUCAUUGCUUUACUGACACUGCAAAAGCGGAGGAAAACUUUCAGAUCCUUGAUCAGUUAAAAGAUGUCAAUGUGUGGAAGAUUUUAGGACUUCUACUUGAUCCGAACACCAUCCUUCUUAAUGCUUGUAGUUCUCGGGAUGAGUUGCUUAAGAUCCUUGGUGAAAAGCAUCCACUUUAUGAUUUUCUGAGCAUUCUAUCCUUAAAAUGCUCGUAUAUAAUCUUCAGCAAGGAGCAUGUGAGAGAAAUCCUUCUGGAGGUGGACACUCAGAAGUCUGCUGGAAGUAACCAUAUGAUUCUAUCAUGCAUGACUGUACUCGUGAUUAUUGCACGUUUCUGUCCUCUUCUUCUUAGUGGCCUUGAAGAAGCCCUGAUUCAUCUUCUUGAAGAUGACAAUGAGAUCAUUAAAGAAGGAGUUUUGCAUAUUUUGGCAAAAGCUGGUGGAUCUAUUCGGGAACAACUGGGAGUUUCAUCAAGAUCAUUAGACCUUAUGCUGGAGAGGAUAUGCGUUGAGGGUAGUCGGAAGCAGGCAAAGUAUGCCGUGCAUGCAUUGGCAUCAAUAACAACUGAUGAUGGUCUUAAGUCACUCUCUCUUUUGUACAAGAGGCUUGUUGAUAUGCUUGAGGAGAAGUCACAUUUGGCUGCUGUUCUGCAGUCUCUUGGGUGUAUAGCACAAAUGGCUAUGCCAGUCUUUGAGACUAGGGAAAGCGAGAUUGCAAUGUUCAUAAAGAAAAAUAUUUUAGAGUGCAACCAAGCAUCAAUAGAUAAUGGGAAAGAAUGCUGGGCAGAUAGGAGUGACAUUUGUGUAUUGAAGAUUUAUGGCAUCAAAGCACUGGUGAAAAGCUAUUUACCAGUUAAAGAUGCUCAUCUUCGUUCGGGGAUUGAUGACUUGAUGUUAAUCCUUAAAAACAUGCUCUGCUUUGGAGAAAUCUCCAAAGAAAUUCAUUCAAGCUCAGUAGAUAAGGCCCAUCUGAAACUUGCUGCGGCAAAAGCUGUUCUUCGCAUAUCAAAACAAUGGGAGCAUAAAAUUCCUGUGGAUAUCGUUUAUCUCACUUUGAGAACUUCAGAGGCCAAUUUCCCUCAAGUAAAACAAAUAUUUCUGAACAAAGUUCACCACUACAUAAAGGACCGGCUAUUGGACCCCAAAUACGCUUGUGCCUUCUUUCUCGACAUGAAUCCCGAUCAAGUGGACAAUGAAGAGGUUGUCAACAAUAUAAGUGACAUCAUUCAGAUGUGUCAGCAAGGGAAAACCCGGCAUCUGUCUUCACAGUCUGAUGCAAAUGCUCCUAUGUGCUAUCCAGAAUACAUUUUACCGUAUUUGGUCCAUGUUCUUGCUCAUCAUCCAUCAUUCCCUAACAUUGAAGAAUGCAAAGACAUAAAAGCGUUCAAACCUUUUUAUAGGCAGUUGCAUCUAUUCGUCUCAAUGUUCAUACAUAGAGAUGAUGAUGGUAAAUCUCAAAUUAGCAAGGAUCAAGAGAAGGAAAGUAUUGCAGCAAUAAACUCUAUUUUUCAUAGCAUCAAGCAAUCACAGGAUGGCAUAGAUGCUAAAAGAUCUAAGAACUUGCAUGGCAUUUCUGACAUCGGCCUUUCAAUCACAAAGCGCUUUGCCUCUACAAAGGAGGACACUGAGGAAUUGAGCAGACGAGUGUCACUACCUACAUUGCUUUUCAAACAACAUGAGAAGGAUGAAGGGAAUGCCACUUCUCUGGUUGAAGAACAGACAUGGCUGGCCAAUGAGAGUGUCCUGCACAAAUUUGAGUCACUUAUACUGGAGACUAACGGGAAAGUUAAUGCAGACAUUACUGAAUCUGAUGAAAUGAAAGAUUGUGAAACAGAUGGAAGUGAGAUUCCUUUGGGAAAAAUUAUGGAAAAGCUAAAAGCCAAAAUGUCCAAGGCGCGAAAUACAUUGAAGAAGCAAUCUUCCCUGAUUGAGGUGAAAAACAAUGAUGUUGAUAUCUUGAGAAUGGUGAGGGAAAUUAAUUCAGAUACUGAAGCCAAUUCAAUUAAGUUUGAAUCAAGCAAUGGUUAUGAUUUUGUUGAAAAGGGGCAAGUCAGUAAUAGUCCUAACAAAAGGAAAACAAAUCUUAAUGAUUCAAGAGAUGCUUCUGUUCCUAAAAGACAAAAGUCAUCCUCUGUUCAAGAUGUUAAGCCAUCUCUCACACCAAAGGCUUCUGAGAACCCUAAGGAGAAUCAUAAGGUGACCACCUCGAAUUCUAGUGAAAGAGAUGAAGACCUUCCCUCAACUUCUUCAGAAGAUAAGUUGUCAGAAGAAGAUACUAUUUCAGAGGAUUAUAUGUUGACUUCGUCAAAAAGAAAACGUAAAGUUUCUGAUUUGGAACAUGAAGCUGGCACCAAGGACUACCAUGAAGAGAAUAAAAUUAAAGAGGAUAUUGCAACUGACGGGACACACAAUUCAAGUAAUUCCAAGGCAGGAUCUAUCAAGACACCAAAGAAGAAAGACAGUUUUGGGCUGACAAAGUGCACUUCCAAGGGUAGUGAAAGUCAAACCAAGGAUUUGAUUGGCUGCAGAAUACAAGUUUGGUGGCCCAUGGAUAAGCAGUUCUAUGAAGGAGUUGUGAAGUCCUUUGACACUCAGAAAAAGAAACAUGUGAUACUAUAUAAUGACGGAGAUGUGGAAGUCCUCCGGUUGGAUAAGGAACGCUGGGAGCUUGUUGACAACCCCGAUAAUCAUAUAAAGCAAUCAAAAUCAUCUAAAGACGCAAGGUCCAAGGGAGGAUCUGGUGAUAAUAGGAAAGGGAAAUCUUCCGUUGGGUCAGCGCAAAAGAAAGGGGCUGGCCAUAUGUCUUCGUUGUCCCAAGUAACAAGGAAGAGAACACCAAGAAAGAAUUCAAAAUAUAAACAAGAAGGGAGAUCAAAGAGCAAGCCCCUAGGCAUACAAGAAGAGAUUGUGGAAAAGAGUUCAUCUGACCUCGACAAGUCUGAGAAGGAAGAAAGAUCACUCUCUGAUGGGAGACACGGGGUUGGUGCGGAGAAUGACUCAUCUGACUCUGAAAAGGAAUGUGACUCUGAAAAUAAAGUGGAACAACAAGGGACUCCCCACGAGGUGUCCAUUCCAGAUAAACAAGAAAUGUCUUCAGACGAGGACUGUCAAGUGCAUAGACCACAUACCCCAGACAGUUCAAUGGAUGAUGAAUCAGAUGAGGAAACUACACCUGCAGCAGAUGCUGAGUUUUCUGAUGAUGAGACUUUGAUAACGUGGAAGCUUCGGAUGGUGAAAUCAAGCUGAACCGAAGCAGUAAUGGCAGUCUCUCUCUCUCUCUCUCCAUGUAUCUCAGAGACAUGUUUUGAAGUUUUUAAUCGUCAAACGUUUGACAAUAAUCACAAAGAAGUGAAGUACAGAUGACAUCUAUAUAGCAGGCGGAGUGGAGUGUAGCAUUCUUUAGGAUAAAAACCAUGGCUCCCAACCAAAAUUAUCAAGUGUAGCUGUCCCUUGUGCCCUUUUGUUCUUCUUGUAGUAGCCACACUACUAUUUUUUUCCCUUUCUUUGUACCCCUCCUGUACAGCUCUAAUUUAGCAAAGAUCUCCAUAAUUUGUGCAGAAGCUUAGCUUUUGUUGUA
Cuscuta campestris is the source of this 5284-nucleotide messenger RNA. The record is from the annotation of a GenBank genome assembly. Lineage: Eukaryota; Viridiplantae; Streptophyta; Magnoliopsida; Solanales; Convolvulaceae.